CAUCACAAAUUCUGGCCACGAUGCUGCCUGACCUGGACCUGCAGCAAGGGAAUGAUGGGUGGGGGAAAUGCCAGGGCAAGUUAUAGAACAAAUGCAUGAAAUCAGGAGGAUUUCUGAGACAGAACAGGUCUGUGUGUGCAGGUUUAACUGGAGUGUUUCUGUUGAGCUGGACACCAGAAAGCUGUGAUUCCUUUUCAUCCCCCAGUUUCUCUACCUGCCAGAGGAUAUGAAGUUGCUCUCCCAUGGGAUCUGAGUGAUGAGCUCAGCUUUGUGACACCACACUGGAGCUGCUUUUUCCUUUUUUCCCCUAGCACUGAAUCCUAUUUACGAGGUGGUUGGGAGGGGCUGUUUGUGCUGUUAACGAAGGAAAAUGCAGAGAGAGGAGGAGGAUCCACGUUGCCAAGGGAGAUCAGGAAUCACUUGCAUCUGAAGCAGGAACUGAAGGAAAAACUCUAAUCCUUCUGGAGGACUCCUCAGCCUUUUGUGUGGACAAACAGCAGAGUGUGACGUGGUUGAUGGCUCAGCGGGUGCUGGUGAUCGGCAGUGGGGGCAGAGAACACGCCCUGGCCUGGAAGUUGGCCCAGUCCCCACAUGUAAAACAUGUGUUUGUGGCUCCAGGAAAUGCAGGAACGGCCGACAAUGGAAAAAUUUCCAAUUCAGCUGUCUUGGUGAGCAAUCACACAAUUGUUACCCAGUUCUGCAAAGAUCACAACAUUGGACUUGUGUUAGUUGGAGAGGAAGCUCUGUUGGCAGCUGGGAUUGUUGAUGACUUGAGGGCGGCAGGAGUUCGGUGUUUUGGCCCGUCUGCCAAGGCAGCCCGGCUGGCAUCCGACACCAGCCUCACUAAAGCCUUUCUGGAUCGACACGGGAUCCCGACAGCACGAUGGAAAGCCUUCAGCAGCGCCCAGGAAGCCUGUAGGUUUAUCAUCAGCACGGACUUCCCUGCACGAGUGGUGCGGGCGAGGGGCCCUGCGGCCAGGAAGGAGGUGACCAUCACAGCCAGCAAGGAGGAGGCCUGCAGAGCUGCCCAGGAGAUCAUGCAGGACAGAAUGUUUGGAGAGAUGGUUGUUAUUGAAGAACUUCUUCAAGGGGAAGAACUUUCCUGCUCGUGUUUCACGGACGGUGUCACCAUCGCUCCCAUGCCCCCGGCCCAGGCCCACAAGCGAUUACUGGAUGGGGACCAGGGCCCCAACACUGGAGGGAUGGGAGCCUAUUGUCCAGUCCCUCAGGUUCCAGAAGUUCUUCUAGAGCAGAUCAGGGGUGCAAUCCUCCAGCACGUUGUUGAUAGUAUGAGACAAGAAGGAACAGCCUAUGUGGGUGUGCUGCAAACAAGUUUAAUGCUGACCAAAGAGGGGGUGAAGAUUUUAAACUUUAAGUGUCAGUUUGGGGAUCCCCAGUGCCAGGUAAUUCUUCCUCUGCUUAAAAAUGAUUUUUAUGAAGUGAUUCAAGCAACGAUUGAUGGCAAACUCUGCAGCUUCAUGCCAGCCUGGUCCGAGAGCAGCACGGCCGUGUGCGUGGUCAUGGCCAGCGCGGGAUAUCCGGGGGACUGCGACAGAGGCAUGGAGGUGACAGGUGACCGUGGGAAGGUGUUCAUUGUUUGGGGUAAAAAGGUCACAUUUGGGGGCGUGGGCGCUGGUUGUGAGGGCGAGAGGGCAGAUUUUGGAAGCUGAGGCAGGUUUUGGGGUGAAAAGGCAGAUUUUGUGGAGUGGGAGGAAAUCCUGAGGUAAAAGGGGCAGAUUUGGGGUAAAAGAGGCAAAUUUGGGGGUGUGGGGGACGUUGCUGAGGUAAAGAUUUCAGAUUUUGGGGUCUGUGGCAGAUGUUGGGGUGGAAGAGGCAGAUUUCAGGAGGUGAGAGGAAAUCCUGAGGUAAAAGGGGCAGAUUUGGGGUAAAAGAGGCAAAUUUGGGGGUGUGGGGGACAUUGCUGAGGUAAAGAUUUCAGAUUUUGGGGUCUGUGGCAGAUGUUGGGGUGGAAGAGGCAGAUUUCAGGAGGUGAGAGGAAAUCCUGAGGUAAAAGGGGCAGAUUUUUGGUUAAAAAAGGCAGAUUUUGGGGCACUGAGGCAGGUUUGGGGUUGAAAGAGGCGUAUUUCAGGGUGUGCAGAAACAUUUCUGAGGUAAAAAAUUCUGAUUUUGGGGUCUGGAGAAGACUUUGGGUGGACAAAGGAAGAUUUUGGAGAGUGGGAGGAAAUCCGGAGGUAAAAGGGGCAGAUUUUGUGGUAAAAAAGGCAAAUUUGGGGUGUUGGAGACACUUCUGAGGUAAAAAAGGCAGCUAUUGAGGUGAAGAGACAAAAGUUGGGUUUUGGGAACAUAUCUGUGGUUAAAGAGGCCAAUUUUGGCAUGUGAGAGAAAAUUCUGAGGUAAAAGGGGCAGAUUUUGAAGUAAAAAUGCAGAUUUGGGGGUGAAAAUGCAAAUUUGAGGGGUGGGACAACAUUUCCAACGUUAAAAAAGAAUUGAAUUUUGGGGUCUGUGGGCAGGCUUUUAGGUAGGAAAGGCAAAUUUUGGGGGCAGGGAGGAAAUUCUUAAAUAAAAAAUGUGGAUUUUUGGGGUAAAAUGGCAAAAUUGGGGUCUGGAGGCAGAUUUUGGGGUAAAAUGGCAAAAUUGGGGUCUGGAGGCAGAUUUUGGGGUAAAAUGGCAAAAUUGGGGUGAAAGAGGCAGAUUUCGGGGUCUGGAGGGGAAUUUGGGAGUAAAAAUGACAGAUUUGGUGGAAUAGGGGGAGAUUGGGGAGUCUGGAGGGAUAUUUUGAGGUGAAAAAGGCAGAUGGGGGUGAAAAUAGCAGGUUUUGAUGUCUGGGUAGAGGUUUGGGGUUGAAAGAGGAGAUUUUUGUGGUGAGAAGGGCAGGUUUUGAUACCUGGAGGGAGAUUUGGGACAAAAGAGGCAAAUUUUGAGGUAAAAAUGGCAAACUUAAGGUGAAAAUGACAUAUUUUUGUGCCUGGAAGGAGAUUUUGAGGCAAAACAGGCAAAUAUUGUGGUAAAAAAGGGAGAUUUGGGGUGAAAAUGGCAUAUUUUGGGGUCUGG
Molecule: messenger RNA, 3012 nt
Organism: Lepidothrix coronata (blue-crowned manakin)
Lineage: Eukaryota; Metazoa; Chordata; Aves; Passeriformes; Pipridae
Product: trifunctional purine biosynthetic protein adenosine-3-like
Exons: 12
Coding region: 516-1670 (384 amino acids)
Biological process (GO): purine nucleobase biosynthetic process
Molecular function (GO): ATP binding; phosphoribosylamine-glycine ligase activity; metal ion binding
Source: RefSeq, a predicted model, not a curated record